GGAAUGCUAACUGCAUCACGUGACGUGAAGCGGCGACUGGAGCAGCUACACCAUGAGUCUGUAUGAGAGAGAGAGCGAGGAGAGCGCAGUCGCUGGCCCCUCAUUGGACUCGGAGGAUCAGCAGCAGCGAAUUGAAGCCAGAAGACUUCGCAUUGUGACUCGGAUUGAAGCCAAGAGAAGGGAGGCACUGGGGGAGGACCUAAAGAUCCUUAAAAAGAAGACAGAAGAGCCCAGGAAAAGCCAUAAGCAGACAGAGGACAGCAGACAGAGACUGGGCAAGCUUGUGAAUGAUGGCUCCCAGCUGGUGACCAAUAUCCAGAUAGCCACCGAUGCCAGAGAGACCCAGAGGCGGGGGGAGGAGGAGGAACUCAAGAGACUCAGGAGAGAGAAGCUGGACAAUGAGGCCAAGAGCAGCCUAGAGAAGUUUGAAGAGAUCACCAAGAGAUGGACAUUAGACAAAGCCAAGCAGGUCCCCCAGAAGAUGUGGGAGAUUCUGAAUACACAACAGCAGCAGUGCGCCCAGCUCAUCGAGGACAAGAAUAACCUCAUCAGUGACCUCCAGAAGGAGCUGCGGAGGAAAGACGACCAGUACGUGAAGGAUCUGAAGAAACAGGCGGAGGACAUAGACCUGCUGGUGGAGAGAAUGGAGGAGCAGAUUAAGAACUUAAUCAAGACCUACCGCCAGGAGCUCCUGCAGAUCGAGAAAGUCUUUGAGUUGGAACGGCGGGAGCUUUUAACAGCAAAUAGGAAUACAUGGGAGCAAGGGAUGCAAGGCCGAAGGGACAAGGAGCUCGAGAGCCUGAUGUCCCGGAUGAAGAAGGUGGAGGAGUAUGAGAAUCAACUGAAGCAGCUGAGGGUGCAGGAUGGGGAGGAAUAUAAUAUGAUCAAGAUCAAACUGGAGACUGAUGUUCAGAUCCUACAGCAACAGUUGCAGCAGAUGAAGGCCACGUACCAGCUGAACCAGGAGAAGCUCGAGUACAACUACCAAGUGCUGAAGAAGCGAGACGAGGAGAACACCAUCACUAAAUCCCAGCAGAAACGCAAGAUUACCCGGCUGCAGGAUGUGCUGAACAAUCUGAGGCUCAAGCAGGCCAAGCAAGUGAAACAGUAUAAAGAGGAGAACCAGUCCCUGAUGGACGACUAUAAGAGGAUAGUGGAGCAGUACAAAGAGUUACAGAAGAAGAUGAGGCAUUUCUCUGCUGUGGAUGCCAAGAUGUUUCAGGACAUCUGGCUAAUGAAUGAAGAGGAGAUGAAGCAGCUGGUCCAAAAGGCCCUGGAAGCUGAUCAAAUAAUUCAGGAGCAGCAGCUGGGGAUGUGCUGGGAGCCACCGGACCUUUGCUUCAUGGACAAUGUUGGGCCACUGCUGGGAAAGCUCAAGGACCAAAAGUCAGCGAUGAGCUUAGCGCAAGAAGUCAUGUCUUCUCAUGCACCCGGUGACCAGAGUUCAGCCAGCGAGGGAGAGACAGACGGACAACAGUGCCGGGAGAUCUCUGCAGAGACUGUUAAACACAUCCUGGAGUUACUCUGCGAUGAGUCUGGCUUCCUGAUAGAGAACAAACUCACACGGCUGUUGUCCCCCCUGGAGAGGGAUGAGAAGUCCCUCAUUAAACUGGACUCCAUUUUCGGGGCUCUUGGCGUGACAGUGGAGGAGGACGUGUACAAGUUGGUGGAGUUCCUGUGUAGGUACAAGAGAGAACCGCAGGAGGAAGGAGACGCAGGGGGGAGCCUGGAACCCGGGUCUAAAGCUCACGGACUAAUCUAUCCCAAUGAUGUUCUGAGAGCCGUCAAGGCUUUUGUUAUGGACUUCCAGAAACCCAGGGGGAAAGUGUCUCGUCUGAGGCUGAUGGAGGAAAGAGACAGCAGGGAGGACACAGAAUACUGGGCGGCAGCAGCAAAAGCCAUUCCUGAGUCACGACUUAGAGUGUGGGAUGCGCUGGAAUCUGCUUUGGAGAAAUAUUAUGAUGUUCUUGGCAGUCGGGGGCAGCUGAUAACAGAGACAGUGAGUCUGAGACAGCAGAACACGGAGCUACGGACUCUGCUCCACCAGUACCUCAACUCCAAAAUCAAUGUGGAACUGGAAAUCCCUCCAACCCAAAUGAUGCAAGGGGAGUAUCCUCACACGUGAUUGGACGUCUGCCGAAAAACCUGACCUAAACUGGCGCUUUUUGCCAGGUGAUCCUCUGACUUUCUCCAAUAAAUGAUGUUUGUUAUUAUAAAAAGGCUCCUGGGAUUGGCUUGUUAUCUGAUGCCUCCUGUAACCAUUGACCAAUGAGAAUGGGAAUACAGUCCAUGUGACUGCCGCUUUCUCUAAUGGUUGAAUUGAGAUCUCGCACAUAAAUCACAUGAGCCUUU
This is a messenger RNA of Xenopus laevis (African clawed frog), 2352 nucleotides long. It is a transcript of the gene drc1.L, whose product is annotated as dynein regulatory complex subunit 1 L homeolog. Gene Ontology annotation, cellular component: axoneme; axonemal dynein complex. Gene Ontology annotation, biological process: cilium-dependent cell motility; axoneme assembly; protein-containing complex assembly. Lineage: Eukaryota; Metazoa; Chordata; Amphibia; Anura; Pipidae. The record is from RefSeq and is marked provisional.